Molecule: messenger RNA, 2090 nt
Organism: Zea mays
Lineage: Eukaryota; Viridiplantae; Streptophyta; Magnoliopsida; Poales; Poaceae
Exons: 1
Coding region: 28-1965 (645 amino acids)
Biological process (GO): protein phosphorylation
Molecular function (GO): protein kinase activity; ATP binding
Source: RefSeq, marked validated
UGGCACCAUCGCACAGACACACCAACAAUGGGAGCGAGGCGUAGUAGCACUUGGCCGCACCACCUCCCGCUGCUGUUCUUCCUCGUCCUCGUCAAUACCAGCCAUACUACCACCAUCAACAUCACCAACCGAUGCCCCUACACAGUGUGGCCGGCCGCCACACCAGUGGGCGGCGGCAUGCAACUGGAGCCAGGGAAGUCUUGGGUGCUUCAAGUGCCUGGUAACACCCAAAGUGGCCUCGUGUGGGCGCGCACGGGCUGUUCAUUCGACGGCCACGGCAACAUGUCCUGUGAGACGGGUGACUGCGGCGGCGUGCUGGCAUGCGCGAGCAGCGGCCAGCCGCCCUUCACGCGUGCAGAAUUCAGCCUGGGUGGCCUAAACAACACGGAUUUCUUCGACAUGAACCUCAUCGGUGGCUUCAAUGUGCCCAUGGACUUCCUGCCGGUGCCAUCCAAUGGAUCGUCAGGGUGCAGCAGGGGGCCUCGCUGCCCAGCCGACAUCACGUCGCAGUGCCCCGGUGAGCUCAAGGUGCCAGGGGGUUGCCGCGGCGCCUGCCAGCACUGCAACGGCAGCACGGUAAACAGUAACACGGUGUUCUAUGUGCGGAUGUGCCCCGAUGCCUACAGCUACUCGCUGGAUCAAGGGCCCAUCAUGUAUGUGUGUCCGUCAGGAACAGACUACCAGAUCAUUUUCUGCCCCCCAGUCGACCUUGUGUCAUUGUCUCCCCCUCCAAUUACACCAUUGUCUCCCCCUCCAACACCAACUUCACCUACUGCGAAUGGAACAAGCAGCAUCACAUCCUCAUCAAAAUCCAAGAACCGAAGCUUAUUUGGUUUUGUUCUAGGUGGUUCUUUAGCUGGCUUCAUUUUUAUCGCAUCAUUGGCCCUUUUCUUUAUCUUGCAUAGACGACGAUUGCAGCGACGCCAAGAGAUGCAGGAAGAGGAGGAAGCAGAGUUUGGGAGGCUACCAGGGAUGCCCAGAAGGUUCACAUUUGAGCAGCUACAAGAUGCAACUGAUCAGUUCAGAGAGAAGCUCGGGGAAGGAGGAUUCGGGUCCGUUUUCAAAGGACGUUUUGGUGAGGAAGCAAUCGCCGUGAAACGCUUGGAUAGAUCUGGUCAGGGAAAGAGGGAAUUUUUGGCGGAGGUCCAGACCAUCGGCAGCAUUCACCACAUCAAUCUGGUGAGGGUAAUCGGUUUCUGCGCAGAGAAAACGCACAGGCUCCUGGUUUAUGAGUACAUGCCCAAAGGAUCACUGGACCAGUGGACCUUUCACCGGCAGGGUGAUGACGAAACUCCUCGCCUGCACUGGCAAACGCGACGCAAGAUUAUUGCUCAUAUAGCAAAGGGCCUCUCCUAUCUUCACGAGGAGUGCAUGAAGAGAGUUGCUCACUUGGAUGUGAAACCACAAAACAUCCUCUUAGAUGACAACUUCGAUGCUAAACUCUCUGAUUUUGGACUCUGCAAGCUCAUAGACCGGGAAAAGAGCCAAGUGGUCACUAGAAUGAGAGGCACGCCUGGAUAUCUAGCUCCCGAAUGGUUGACAUCGCACAUCACAGAAAAGGCUGAUGUAUAUAGCUUUGGUGUGGUGGUAAUGGAGAUCGUCAGUGGAAGGAAGAACCUGGACACUUCUCGGUCUGAAAAGAGCAUUCAUCUUAUUACCUUGCUGGAGGAGAACUUGAAGAAUGAUCGGUUGGUAGAUUUGAUUGAUAUGUGCAGUAGUAGUGACAGUCAGGCACAGGAGCAAGAAGCAAUUCAGAUGAUAAAGCUUGCAAUGUGGUGUUUGCAGAUUGAUUGCAAACGAAGGCCUAAAAUGUCUGAGGUCGUAAAAGUCUUGGAGGGCACCAUCAGUGCCGAAACUGAUAUAGAUCAUAACUUUGUUGUGACACAUCGACCAAGCUUUGACGCUCCUGGAAUUGCGGGCAUGUCAGCUGCACCUCUGGCCUCAGAAGUGUCAGGCCCAAGGUGAAGACUGAGAGGCACUUUAUAAUUUGUAUGGGUAGAGAAUUUAGCAUUCCUAUCUAAUGAAAAUCUGUUCAGCGGUUGAAUUUGUGGAAUAUUUAUAUUACACCAUUGUAAAGUGUAAACCAUCCA